Pseudomyrmex gracilis is the source of this 4614-nucleotide messenger RNA. RefSeq lists its product as uncharacterized. NCBI's taxonomy places the organism in Eukaryota, Metazoa, Arthropoda, Insecta, Hymenoptera, Formicidae. The record is from RefSeq and is a predicted model, not a curated record. The coding region runs from base 321 to 3323 and encodes 1000 amino acids. The transcript is spliced from 4 exons.
GUGCGCGUCCGUCAGUCUUGCCAAGAUAUUCCGGGAGUCAACAGGUGCGUAGGAGCGGAACCUCCGAAGAGAUACGUCGUUUCGUUUCGCGUUUUCUCCUUCUUCUUUUCUCUUCGUUCAAGAGUCAAGUCGGAGAGAUUCGUUUCGCGACAACAAUUCGGGUGAUUAUUAUUCGCGAAUUAUGCGAUCCUGUGAGGAGUAGAGAGUCCUUCCCGGACGUUCUUCGUAAUUGUUCUCGCUGUUCCACGUAUAUUUGUUUGUUUGUUUGUUUUUUUUUUUUUUCUGGAGAUUGCCGAAGGAAGAUUCUCUCGAGAAACACGAUGGGAAAAUGCCAGAUUACUUCUCUUCUGAUUCUCGCGACACUGGCGCUCAGCGCUCGCGGUGGCGAAUUACCCAAACCGGGUUACGCUAGAACGAUGUUGAAGGUUUCCCGAAGUCUUCCGGGGGAGACGGAGGAGCUGAAGGUGCGAACGAGCGAGGGAAACCUGGCCACUUUGAUCGUCAAGCGUCGAGACAAGUCGUCGUUCGUUUUCAACAACAACAACAACAACAACUCGAACAAUUCCGCGCCGAAACUUCCGCAGGAAGUGUCGAAUGUCACCGCCGAGAACGGGACUAAUUCUUCUUUGGCGAACGUCCAAAGCGUGACGAAGCUCAGCAACGACGGGGACGAGGCCAGAAAGAAGAAGGAAGAAGUCCGAAGGCUCGAGAAAGCCCAAGUGGAACAAAUCAAAGCGACGUUCUCGAAAAUUUCCGAACCGAAAAACGACGAAAAACCGAACGACGCUGUUCGGACCGAUCAGACGGCGUUGCCUUCCGAGAGGAGUCAGACUGUCAACAACAGCGCGAUCGAUUACGGGAACUGGACGCCGCUGGACGCGAACGGAAGAGUUUUGAAACAGGACGAGCCAACGGAUGAGGACGAGGUGGAGGAAUAUCGCAACUGGAAGCCGUUGCCGCCCCAAGAUUCGAAAAUCAUCGAGAAUGAGAGAACGAAUUACGGCAGGUUCAACAAGCCCGAGAUCGGCGGCGGUAUUGUGCUCGCCAGAAACUUUCAGGACCGGGCUCAGCGAAAUCUCGAACUCGAGAACGAAAGCGGAAGCAAGAACGAGCGUGGUUUUUAUUACACGUACAUACCGCAUCAGUCUCGACCAUCAACGAGAACGAACAUCGGUGCCAACUUGUCCAAGAACAGAGACGGCAAACACGUGCCGCCGGAGGUGACAAUCCGGUCGGAGAUCAGCGUUAAAGCCGUGCCGAAGAGAUCGUCCAUGUCGCUGGACGUCGACGGGACGCCGGUGAUUCACGGCACGAGGGUGCCCGACGAUCCAAUUGACAAAAUACAGACCUGGAGAAACGCCCGAGUUAUUAAUAACAAAUUGGUGACCGCGACCGAAGGGGAAAGUCCCGGCGAAUCCUCCGUCGUCGGGUCUUUUUCCGCCGACGGCGCAGAAAAGAGACAGAAGUUCGAGAAAUUCUUCAAGGACGUCAAUCGAAGAUACAGCCGUAAUUACGACGAUAACGGGCGCAACGUGUACUUCGAGUGGGAUCCGAGGAAUUACAAGAACGAGGCGCUGAAGGCCGAGGUGUACGAGCCGCGCAACGAGCACUAUCGCGCGAGCGUUCACAAGAGGAUGCUUCACCCGGACGGGAUCGCCAACUAUCCGAUUUCGCAGCGUUACACACCCGAGAGCCAAACGAUCGCGCCGGUGGCUCUGAAACCCGGCGCGCGCGCCCCGGUUCUUCAGUACGCGCAUCCGGAAUUGGGCGUGCAACCGGCCAAGAUUCUGAAGAACGAGAAACGACGGCCCGACAACUUCCCGGAGAAUCAGCACUCGUUCACCGCCACCGAACAACGUUACAAGAAGAAGUACGUGCUGAACGACAAGAACAUCGUGGACACCUACACCGUGAAGAACUACUAUCCGAAUCAGCACUUCUACGGUCUGAAACGGCCGAACGAGCCGCCCUUCUGGGUGAAGAUCUCGGAGAAUCUGAAGAAUCAGUUCUCCACGGGGGUCGAGAGGGUCUCGCAGUUCACCAGGCCGGUGAUCGAUCCGCUGGUGGAGGCCACGCACAAGAUCUCGCAGAAUCUCGGUCUGUCCAGGGGCAAGGAGGCACAGGACAAGAUCGGCACGGUGGCAUCGGGCACAAGCAUUCUGAUACCGGCUCUGGGUCUGGUCGCGUCCGGCGCCGCUCUCGGCAUUGGCGCCGUUGCGGUCGGUCGGUAUCUCGACGUCGACGUUCUGAAGCGAUCGAACGUCGACGAUCUCGAUCUCGAGCACAAGCGAGCCCUGGAAGAGUCCGGGUCGUACUUGAAGACGAUCCAAGAGAACUCCGAGGGAACUCCGAACGGAGCGACUCUGCAGACGCUUUACGUUCUGCAAAAUGUUCCUCGGGAAGUUAAACCGGCGGAGAACGAGAGCGCCGACUCGACGGACAGCGACGGAGUAUUCCUGGUGCUCGAAGAGGACAAACAAAACAACGAGAGAACCGAGAACAGAGAGAGCAAGCAAGUGGUGGACGAGGGCGAGUACGUGGAAACCGGCGGGCGUAGACGCAAACGGAGUCUCGAUUAUCUGGACAUUUUCAAGACGGACACCGAGGUGAGAAACCUGGUGCGUAACAAACGGUUUCAGAGGAAGGGAGCGGAUUCCAUCAGCGAGAUCGUGGAGAUCGAUCUGCCCGCCGGUUCGAGUCGCAUCGACAUCACCGAAUUUCUGAUCCCGAAGAGCAAGAAGAAACAUUCGAACAAAGACACGAUUUUGGUCAUCGAAGACGGCAGCUCGAGAAUUCCGCCUGGACGGAAUUUUUUCGGAGCGGAUCGCACGUCGUUGGAUCGGAACGCGUUGGAGAACGAAGGCGCGAAGAUCGUCGAGGACAUCGACAACUCGCAGAACUUAGCGUCAACGCGUGAAAACAACGAACAACGGAGCGAUCUUGAGAGGGAAACGGUAAAGGACGAAGAGAACGACGCGAAUUUUCAGAAGGAAGACAACGGGAGGCGUAAACGAAACGUCGAGAGCGAUCGGGACGCGCUGCAAGAUCUGGAUAACGUCGAAGUGGCCGAACUCGCUCAUAUCGAAGGCGACUGGACCAACACACCUUGCGCGAAGAAAAUAUUUUGCGACGCGAUGAUCCAGAGAGGACCCGACUCUGCGAUGAUAAUGGAGAAGAAGAUGGCGGCUUUGUUGAGAGUAAUCCAGCCCGGAGCGGUCGGUCACGUGUCCAGUCACUUCGAGGAGGUCAUGAACGCUGUGCGGCGACACGACUGUUCCAGCUUCCUGUGCCCGCAGGCGAGGCCCACCAACGUUUUCUUUUAGAAACAAAAAAAACAAAAAAAAAAAAAACUUUCUCGUCGCAGUUUUCUCGAAUCGUGUGCGAGAACGGAAAAAUCUGUGUUUCGAGAGACCUAACCGCCGGUAUCGAAAAUGCGUAAAAUACCCGAGACAAUUAUCACCCGCGGUAAUCGAACAUUUAUUAAACAAAUAACUCAAUGAAAAAAUUUGCCAAGCCUGUUGAAGGUUUUGUUUCCCCAACAAAAUGUUGCUUGCUGAUAAAACAAACAAUUCUGUAGAUUCGGCAAAUGUUUUCUGCUGCCCAUAUACAAACUAUAACGGCAGAACUUUGUUUCUGUGUGCGCAAAGUUGGGAAAAUUAUUGUUUAAAAAAAAAACACAUCUUAAAAAAUAAUUGAAACGUUGAGAAUUGCUUGGUUUAAUAUUUACGUGACUAAUUUCAUUAAUAAAUGUCCGAUGAUCGGAGACAGUUUAACUUCAUUGUAUCGUAUAACGCGUUAUAGAUUUUUUUUUUUAAAUAGCACCGGCAGUGAAUUUUGAAACACGGUCUGUGAAAACCAACGUCGUUUGCGCGAACUCUCUUUGGCUGCCGGCGGAAAGAAAGUUCGCGACUCGGUCGGAAAAUUUGCGUUCGGACGUUGCGAUUCGCGAAUGUGAAAAUGUGUUUACUUGUCGGGGAAAGCGCAUUGCAAUUUGAUUGCCGCGUUAAGUUAACAACGCCGGCCAAGUCGCCAUCGAGUCAAACAUAUACACGUAUUGUACAUACUUGCCAUCGAGGCGAUUUUAUUUAAUAUUCACUCAUACGUAUAAUUUUUAGACGAUUAUAUAGGCAUAUAUAUAUAUAUAUAGAUUAUAAUAAUUAAGAGAGAAACGCGGGCGAGCUCGUUAAGAGCGUCCGUCUCGCGUUUCCCCCCGUAUUUAAAUUUACCUACACCCACACCGCAUGUUCUCACGCGAUAUUUCUUCUUGAUGGUCGCGCGCUUUUUGUGCGCGAAAUCGAUCUAUCGCUUCGAUUUGCAUAUAUCAUCAUAUAAAUUCUUCCCCGCUUUCCGAAAUAUCAAAUUUCGCGCUUGCAUUACCGAGAUAUAAGUAAUUGUAUUUCGACGUCGGGGGGGGGAGGGGGGAGGGGAGGGAACAAAAAAUCGCGAGAGCGAUCGAACCUUUUUGCGCGAUUGCUAAUCCGAAAAAAAAAAACGCCAAAACGCGUUUUUUGCGAACACAUUACGUAUUAUUUAUUUUCUCGCUCUUUUGUACACGUACCGGUAUCGUGGCUGUAAGUUUAUCGAAUAAAAAUAAAUGAUGGUCUUUUUUUUGUA